UAUCGUUAAAUUUUCUAGUGCUACAUCUACCGGCGAUAAGUCAAAGCAAUAGCUGAUCUGUGUAGUACAGUAGCUCUCUUGCUUCGUAGAGCGGCACUUCGUCACUUUCGCAUCCGUGCGAAAUCCCGAACGAACAAGUGGAGCGAGCCGCGUCGCCAUCUUUAGGAACGGUACCGACUGUCUCUGCUACCGCCGCCUGCUUCGUUUUAAGAGCUUAAAAUCAAUCCGCGAUUAUAGUAAAAGAAUUUUGUGUGUUAGUGCGACAGCGCGUAAUUUAUUUUCUAUCGCGAGAAGACGCGAUACACAUUCGUUCGCGAUGUUCAUUUAAUACGUUCAAAAUUUGUGUGUGCGUACUGUACAAGUUGAGCAGACGACGUUUCGCAAGUAUUUCAAGGGUUGAGAGCGAUCGAAACCGACGUUGUUUUCUCGCUUUAUCGACCCUUGUUUAAACUAUUGUUUCUGACCUGCAAUUUUGUCAUUCGGUUCCUAUUAUUUUGAGAAUUAGUGUUUAGUGUUUUGAUUUGUCAAAGAAAGACAAACACAUCGGAGAAAGACGUUUGUAGUGCAUGAGAAUACAAGUCAAAGUAGAAAUAAAGAGAGAAGGAUAAGAAAAGAAAGACUGAGACAGCUCUAGUAGACGACGACAACGACGGGCUAGUACGAUUGACAGGAAAGAUGGCGCGAGGUGCGGACGAGGAUUAAUGUUGACCCAUUUUUCCGCGCGAAAUCGCUCGGUCUUACUUUGUCAUACAAUUAAGGAAAUACUAAGUUUCGAACCGAGUGUGAAAAAUUGCGGUUAAGUGAAUUAAAUUAAAAAAAAAGAAAGGGGUAGUCCGCUAUUGGUACGAGUGUAUCCAUCGUGCAGUGUGCGCGUGUGCCCAGUUCUUGCAUAAGUGUGAGUGCCCUCUCGGACGUAUAGGUCUCAUAGGGCCAACAUCGACGAGUAUCGGAUAAAGACUAUUGAAGACCGUCGGUGAUAAUAAGAGUGAGUAUAAUAAAGGGAAACAUAGGAAAUAGUAACAAUUUCGAAAAGACUGGAGUUUGGUGGGGCCUUGAUAGGCUCAGCUACGGAAGAGGAUAAACGAAAACGAAAACGAAGACGCGGUCUUCUGGAACUUCUCGAGCUGUAUAGAGCCCUGGCAGGCUCGGGUACAAGCGCGGCUGCUAAGAUGGGCAACAAUGCCGCGACUGCAAACAAAAAGGUUGACGCUGCUGAGAGCGUCAAGGAGUUUCUUGACAAGGCAAAGAAAGAGUUCGAGGACAAGUGGAAAAGAAACCCAACGAACACUGCUGGUCUCGAUGAUUUCGAGCGGAUCAAGACACUUGGUACUGGCUCGUUCGGUCGUGUCAUGAUAGUGCAACACAAACCAACUGGGGAAUAUUACGCCAUGAAGAUACUCGAUAAGCAAAAGGUCGUGAAACUUAAGCAAGUCGAACAUACACUUAAUGAAAAAAGAAUACUGCAAGCGAUUAGCUUUCCAUUCUUGGUCUCCUUGCGAUUUCAUUUCAAGGAUAAUUCUUACCUUUACAUGGUUCUCGAAUAUGUGCCAGGAGGCGAAAUGUUCAGUCAUCUACGAAAGGUUGGUCGUUUCUCGGAACCACAUUCGCGCUUUUACGCGGCACAAAUCGUAUUAGCGUUCGAAUAUCUUCACUACCUCGAUUUAAUCUAUAGGGACCUCAAGCCAGAAAAUCUGUUAAUUGAUUCACAAGGCUAUUUAAAAGUCACAGAUUUUGGUUUCGCUAAAAGGGUACAGGGUAGAACAUGGACCUUGUGCGGUACGCCAGAAUAUCUCGCGCCUGAAAUAAUUCUCAGCAAAGGUUAUAAUAAAGCUGUAGAUUGGUGGGCGCUUGGUGUGCUUGUCUAUGAGAUGGCUGCCGGUUAUCCACCGUUCUUUGCUGAUCAACCAAUUCAAAUUUAUGAGAAGAUUGUUAGCGGAAAACCACGAUUUCCGUCUCAUUUCGGAUCCGAUUUGAAAGACUUACUACGUAACUUGCUACAAGUUGAUCUUACCAAAAGGUAUGGGAAUUUGAAGGCUGGUGUAAACGAUAUCAAGGGUCACAAGUGGUUCGCCAGUACCGAUUGGAUAGCUGUCUUCCAAAAGAAAAUCGAGGCCCCAUUCAUACCAAAAUGUAAAGGGCCAGGAGACACGAGCAAUUUCGACGACUAUGAGGAGGAGACACUUAGGAUUUCACUGACGGAGAAGUGCGCCAAGGAAUUCGCCGAAUUUUGAAUUCCCAUAUUGAUUCAAGAUGGAUAUAUGUGUCGUGUAUGCAUUCAUAUGCGAUGGUUUGUCGCUCAUUGCUCGCUUUUCUUCGAGCGAAAAAGAUAGAUGAAGUAAGAGAGAGACAGUAAUAUUAGGAGAAAGUAAGAAAGAGCGAGAGAGAGAGUACGAAAGAGUGUAAGAAAGAUAGAAUGUAAACGAAAGAAUGUAUUAUAUGUAUGCAAGAUCGGAAGAAAGCGUGUGUGUGCAUGCACAUGUAUGAUUGUGUGCGUUUGCGAGUACGCUCGGUACAAUAAUGUACAGAAGGAAGAUGGUUUAGAAGAGUGACCAAAAAGGAAAAAAAGUAAAGAAGAUAAAUAUAUAAAAAACAGAUGGCAGAUUUUGCGAUUUAUUUUGUGAUCGAACUUCUGAAAAGAAUGGAAACGGAAAGAGUAAUAUACAAAGAAAAUACGGUGUAUCCCGCCGUUCAAUCGAUAAAAAAAAAAAGGGAGCAUAAGAGAUAAACAAACAGAUAUAAUAAUAUAUUGAAAAAAAAUUACAAUAUAUUACAUUAACAGAUAUCAUAUAUAAAUACACAUAGCAUACGCGUACACUCACACACAUCACAAUUCUCAUCGGUACCGUCAUUAUACCAUUACAACUUUUUACAUGAGAAAGAUCUUUUUUUUUUCUUUUUUUUUUUUUCCCCCCCUAAGUAUAUAACAUAUUGAGAUAUGAGGAUGACGAUAUAUAGUAUAUAUACGUAUAUGUGUGUGUUCCCUAAGAUGGCUUUAUUAUCCGGUUUAGCGGAGAAGGCGGGUGUAAAGAUUACUCUCAAUAAUUAUUAUUAAUAUGGGAAAACGUCAUUUUUGCCGGAAUUAUUUUGUACAUAUAGUGUUGCUAUAUACUCUUUAUCAAUGUUCCCCGAUCCCCUUUUACACCACGCCCCUCUUCUCCACCAUUCUGCCUCUUUUAGCACAUACAAAAAAGAAAGACUUUUCGAUAGAAAAGGAUAUAAUAUACACCAAUAAUCAUGCCAUGCAUUAUUAUCUAUUUGUCUACGAGCAUCUUCUCUUCAUUCUCGUUGAGGAAAAAUUUUUGCCACGAUAUGAAUCGUGUUUAUAUUAUAGCAGCUAGUCGUCACAUGAUUAUUCCGCUGGAGUAAUAUUUAUAUACGACUCGUUUUUCAUCGAUCGUUUACUGUGGACACCAUUUGAGAGAAACAAAGAGAUGAUGAUGAGAGAGAGAGAGAGAGAGAGAGAGAGAGAGAGAGAGAGAGAGAGAGAGAGAGAGAGAGAGAGAGAGAGAGAGAGAGAGAGAGAGAGAGAGAGAGAGAGAGAGAGAGAGAGAGAGAGAGAGAAAGAAAUGUAGAUCCUUAUAUUAUAAUAUAUCAAAUCUUAUUAAAAGAAAAAAAUGAAAAAAUACUCGUUAUAUACUGGCUACAGAUGCUCGUUGUUGAAUUAUUGUAUUUUACAUAAGUAAUACAGAAAAAGAAAGAAACGAGAGUAAGAGUGAAAGAGAGAAUGAAAGCGAACGAGCGAGAGAAAGAGAGAGAGAGAGAGAGAGAGAUAAUUGUGAAAAUACGAUCGACGGAGUACGAGUAAAAUAGAAAUUCAUUUUUGGAACGUUUUUAAUAGAGGACCACUGGCGUUCGUACAUAGAUACAUUGUAAGAGUAUUCAUAUAUAAUUAUAUCGCCUUAAGUUGCUGUGCGCAAAAGAAGCAACGUUAUCUUUUAUAUAGAGCUGCACUUUUAGUACAGAAUGUAAACGUGUGGACAAUCCUGUAUUCGUGCAAGAGAAAAGAGAAAAAUGAACGAUGCACACGCGCGAGAUGGCCAAAGGAAAUUGCGCGUGUAGAACGUGAAAUGAAAUUUCAUUAAAUGAUAUAUAUAGAAGCGUGUAAAACGAAAUCGUGAGAAAAUUAUUCAAAGAAACAAAUCAUGGAAAAAGAAGAAAUAAAAAAAAACAAAUAAAUGAUUAAACGGAAGAGAAUAAAAGAAUAAGAUAAUGAAAUGUAUUAUAGAACAGCAACAGCAGCAGUAGUAAAUGACAGCGAGAGUAUUAUCGCUGAAAGACGAUAUAUUUGUUAAUUUUCUUUUUUUUUUUUUUUUUUUUUUCUUUUCUUUUUACAUCGAUUAAAACUUCUUUCCGAGAUCGAGCAUACGAGAUACUUUAUGGCAUCAUAUCUUGACGGUAUUGAAAUUCGAUGAUCAAAUAUAAGAAACGCGAGAAACACGAGAAAUAUCAAUACCAACGACGAGCCCUGACCGUCGACGAUUGGACACGCAUCGAUAGCGCAUAAUGAGAAUCGAUUUUACGAUGAAACACGCACGAGAAAGUCCAACACACGCAUAACUUCGUUAAAAAAAUACAUACACUGUGUAUGCGGACAUAUUACAUAUGAUAUUACGAAAGUUUCUUCUAUUGGCUUGUGACAUAACGUACUUGUUCGAAUCCAAAGAAUUGUCAAUCGUUGCAUGAUAGAAAAGAAUUGUACAAUUGAAUCAUUGAAAACACGAGGGGCAUUGUAUCAAUUUGAUUUUGAUAGCUUGAUCAAAUCGACUUAAUCGUUGCGAGAACGAGAAAGCAACAGAGAGAAUGGAAGAGAAAGACGCAGAUAAAUUUAUGGUAACAUUGGGCGAUUACUGCAGUUCCCACUUUUGUUCAAAUUCAUCCUCUUUUCAAGUGAGAUGAAACUUAACGAUCGAAGUUGCAACUAGAAAGAGAAUGGCUGAACGGGGAAAGGAGAAACUUAACGGGUAACACAAGUCGAAUUAUAUUUAUAUAUUACGAGACUUACUUUCUUUGCUUUGAACGUAUUUGCAUAUCAUUUUUAUAAAUUCGAAAUUCUUUUUCAACAAGGAUAUAAUUAAUGAUUAUUACGAUUUCUCGAAAUCGAUAAAAGAGGAGAGAAUAUUCACAAAGAAUUUCUUCUUAAAGCUAAUAGUCAGAGAGAACGUGAAAUUCUGUCACUCGUGCAGCAAACAAGCACGUUGCAGUAUAAUGCAAGCACAAAUCGUAUAGGCAAAAGAACAUCUAUUUAUAUAUCCUUUUUGCCGCGUUCGUGACUUCUAGGAUGUGUAUUACUUUAAGCAUACACAUGCAGUUUAUUUAUUCGUUCGUGCUGCAGUAUUGGUCGAAUAAAAAACGAAGAUAGGCUUGGUUUGAACAAAGAAACAUAAAGUCUUUGGCAAGAAAUUGCACGACCGAGAUAUGAUAUAAUUUUAAAUCGUCCGAUUUUGGUUGUCGUUCGAUUCAUAUAUAUAAAUUGAAAUAUUUAUUUUAAUAUGACGAUAUCACACGACCACUAACAUCACGUCAUCCUUUUUCUAAAUUUCGAGUUUUAAAAAUCAUAAGAUAGUUAGUUUUUCGCAUAUUUUUCUUAUUCAAUUUAUUUUUUUUUAUUAAUGUUUAAAGAAAAGGAAAAACUUUUUUAAAUUAUUUGGAUAAAAUGGAUGCAAAUCCAUUUUAUUCUAUAUUUCAAACUAAUUGCCACAAUUCGUGCAAGAACAUUAUCUAAUAAUAUUUAUUUGGAUGUGCUAAAUUUAUUGUAUUGGGAUAUUUAAAUUUGGGAUAUUUAAAUUUAUAUAAGGGAAAGGGAUAGCAGGAUCUAGUCUUUUAAAAAUUUUUAAAGUAGUUUUAGUUUUACAUACUUAAACGUUCUUAGCAGAAAGUUAUUCCUAUGUUUUUUCAUUUCAUUCGAUUUCAUUUGAUUGUGAUCAAAUGAUGCGCUAUCAAAAAUUUUCAAUCAAGUAUCAAAAAAUUGUUAUGAAUGAGAUAACUUUAAAUGCAUGAAAAUGUUUCAUAUCGUGUUUUGUGUGAUAGGUCAUAUCUGAUCAAUUGCUUUUAACUGACCUAGAAUAACUACAAAAGGCUAAUCAUCUAAGCUUUAUCACAGGAUUUGAAAAGAUAAGACCUCCAUUCCUGGCUUCUGUGGAUACGAUAAUAGCUUCUAUUUGAGUGAUUGCAGAUUAUAACGUCUUAAUGCGAUGCCAAUGCAAAUUCGGAAUAAUAUUUAUUUCCGGAGAAUAACAGAAGUUGAAUCGUGUUCAUUUAAUAAAAGUUGUUGUAUAGGUCUUUUUUCUAUUUGGAUAAUUCUUUAACAGCACGUACGGUAUACGAUCCUUUGUGAAUAUUAGCUAGUAAGUAAUCGUUUAAAAUCGCAUUAUAUAUACUAGUUGUAAUUAUUGUAAUUUUCCUGUGUUAAGCAAUUAUUUUCCGUGGAUAUUUUUCGCGGGAUAUCUCGUUAAGUCGUUUUCGAUUAUGUGUCGGAUCUCUUUGUAAGUAACAUUAUUCGUUUUCCAAUUUCUUCUUCGAUUCGAUAUCUCUCCUGACAAUGGGCACCGUUAUUGUCCUAUUCAUAAAUAGAUUAUCUCUCCUGAUUCAAUGAACAAUCGUUACGCAAUUCGUUCCAUCACGUGCGUGUGAAUAUGAUAUAAUUUUAAAUAUUCGCACGUAUAAAUACUUACGUAAUCAUAUCGAAAGCAUCUUCGUUCGAGUUCAUAUCGUAAAUGGUAAAUUGCAUCCGUUACAAACGCAUGCAUUCUGGUAAUAACGCUUUGUUCCCCAUUGUGUUUAGUACUUUACGUUUGUCCUUUGUCUGCUAUCUCUUUGGAUGAUUGUGCUCGUCGGCUAAGGGAAGGAUCUAUUUUAGGACUCGUUAUUAACCACCUAGGAAUUCUAUCUCCCUUUUCCCUCGUAACAACAGUUUAUGAUGGAACGAAAAUUCGGUGGUCGGAUAAAUUCGUAAAUGAAUUAAAGAAAUUAAUAUUAACGAAUUCGAAGAAAAUCGUGAACGCACAAAAAUAUAUAAGCAUGUAUAUAUUAUUACGAGGAGUUGUAAGUUCGAGAUCACUUCGCAUUUAUUUUAUAAUUAUGUGCAAAAUUUGUGUGCAAUAAUUUUUUUCUUUCGUGGAACAAUUAUUUUUGUAGAGAAAAAUUUUGUAUAUAUUAUUUUAUUUAAUGUAGCUUAUCGUAUUUUUAAUUGAAUUAUUAUUAAAGUAUUUUCAUUUCGAGGAUUUAUUAAAAAUAAUAAUAAUUUAAUGAAAAAAUCCUAUCGUAUUAAUCAUGGCUUCGUUAUUUUUAUAAAAAUUUAUAUUAUAUUUAAUCAAUAUAUCCAUUAAUUUUUAUUAUUUUUUUCUCUCCCAAUGUUUCAAGAACUUUCCAUAAAAAUUUUGUUUCGCAUGGAAAGUGUAAAAUAAUAUUGAAUAUACGUUCAAAACCUUUUUUUUUCAAUUCAAUAAUUAUGUACUAAUGAUUUUUAUUAUAUUACAUCAUUGAUUAUGAAUACAUGAUGUUAUAAACUGAUGAUAUUUAAUACGCGGAUAAAUAGUAUAAACAGCUAUAAAAUAGAAAAAAGAGAUGAUAUUGAAUAUCACAUUCGAUAUCGUGCUUACUAUUACAAGGAUAUAAUACAUCGAUGGAAGUGGUCUUAGAGACUUAUAUAGUAGUAUAUGUAUGUAUGUGCCGAUGGUUACUUUCCGUCUGUUGUUCUUACGUUCUCGAAUUGGAAUUAAUUAUUUAUUGAACGCAGAUCAAGUGCAAUUCCGCUCAUGGAAAGCGGUCAAUUGCGUUAUUUUAUUGUUUCAUCCACUGUCAUGUAACGCUUUGCCUUCGAUGCCCAUUAAUAUCGUUGCAUAUAGCAGAACAAUCGUAAUAUUUCUGCUUCCACGUAGUAUAUUUCUUAUCGUGAUACUACGUAGAAAGAAGAAUAAUUUGAAUAAGUAACUUUUUUUAAACGUUACUACAAAUGUUUCAAGUUAGCUCUUUCGAUUCCAUCGAUGAUUAGGAUAGUGGAAAUUGUUUUGUUUUAAUGCAUUUUUGUUAGGUCUUAAUAUUAGAUUCGAAUUAGCUCGAAGCAAUUUAAAAUAAAUUUAUUUUUUCUAUUAGGUAGGAUUAUAAAUUCCAAUUUUAGAUUUUAACUUAUAAUAAGUGUCAUACACGGACUCCAUAAGUUUAAUUCAUUAAAUUUAUUAACAUUCAUUUUAAUUUUAUUUAAUUCUUCUUUAUUUUUUGUGAUAAAUAUCAUCAGUAAUAUCUGUUGCAAAAUGUAUAGAAUGAAAGUUAAAGGAAAAGUUAACAAGAAUUUAAUUAAUAAUAAUAAUAAUCUAUUAUUAUUACUAUGUUUACCUGUAACUCAACAAUAUCGGUUUAAAAAACGUAUAUUUUUUCAGAAUAAUUUUAUUUUUUUAGUAAAUUAUUUUAGAAUUUUAACAAAUCUUGUUAUAAUUUUGAUAGUAGAUUUAUUCUUUUGAUUCAUUUAGAAAUUUUUCCAAUUAUUUUUAACAAUAUUUUAUCAUGUAUUAUACGAAAAAAACUUAUUAAAUAUAACAUUCUUGAUAUUUUUUUCGAAAAGAAUAUAUUUUUUAAAAAAAAUAUAUGUAUUAAAUUUGAAUCAUUUUCAAAAUAUAUAAAACGCAUAUCGGAUGUCUCGAAAAUAAUCUAAAUUAAAAUGCGAUUUUAUUAAUAUUCAAAUUCUUAAAAUUUUAUUAUCAGAAUUAAACGCGAAUUAAACCUAUCAUUAUUUUCUCCAUAUUCCUCUUAUUCUACUUCUUUUUAAAAUCAUAAUAUCAAUUUCAUUAAUUCCAAUUAUACUUUCUACACUAUCUACAAUUUAUUUAUUUCAAAAAAUAAAAGAAAAAUUUAUUUUUAUCGAAGACAGGAGAAAUAAAAUUAAAAUUGGAAUAUUACGAAAAGAUCGACAGGCAGAGGCCAUUUUAGAAAUACAUAUGACACACAUUCAUCGAUACUUUUGUAGUUUUAUAUUUCACCGCAACAGUAAUAAUGUUCCGAAACGUCAAACGUAGUCCCUAGAACGAAGCACGAGGAGUGAAUAUUGAACGUGAAAUGUCAAGUUUGGUCGAGACGAGUUCAGGUUCGAAUUAAUAAAUUCGAUAUUCAUGAAAUAUGCACACACAUGUGCACGUAGGAGUGAUUCUUUUCCUCCUCCGUGCAACAGACGAACCAUUGUAACGUUUUAAUAAGUGAAUCAAUGAAGGAAAGAGGAUAGGGGUUAAGAGAGCACUCGAUAAUAUACGGACGACUAUGAUAGAACAUCGAAUAUAUAUACUUGGAAAUUUUCCUAUCAUUACAAUUUUAUUAACUAGCAAAUGCAACACGGUAAUUGACAUUAACUUCGUCCUUUCUUCUUCAGGGAUUUGAAAAUCGAUGAGCAUUGCGCAUUUAGUUCGUCAGAUCCAACAUUUAUAAAAUAAUAAAUUAAAACGCGCGAGACUCCUGGCCCACGUUCGUGUUUAGAGUAAUUAUUAUGAAUUAUCAUUUGACAAUUUGUUUAUCAAUUUUGCCAGCAUGUUCUUCUUUUCUGAAAUAAUAUAAUCCUCGAUAUUUUUUCUUCGAUUAGAUCAAAAAUAUAACGUUUUGUCUUAUUGACUUCUCCAUUUUUCUCAUGGUGAAAUAUCAUUAAUCAUAUAAAUUUUGAAUGGAUAUUUCCAUAAAAAAAAAUAGAAAAAUUUUUACGAAAUAGAAUUCAAAUUUAAUUCCUUUACAUUUUAUAUUUUAUGUUAAAAUGUCGAUGUUCUGAAAUUUUUUCUUACAAUUAUAAAGAUCAAGUUUUGAUAAAGAUAGAUAAAUUUCGUGUAAAUAAUUGUAACGUACGGAAUAAAAGAAGGAGACAUGUGAAAUGGUUGAGAAAUAGGAACGAAAGAGGAAGAAGUAAAGAGAGAAGAAGAUAACGAGAGGGAAUAAUAAUCUUAAAGAGCGAAGCAAUAUGACACAGAACGUCUAUGACAACUACUCUCAUAAAAGUUACGAUUGGGCUAUUAACGAUCAAUUUAUGUACUUUGAAACAAGAUGAGAACAUGCUAGUAACCAUCCAGUAUGUUAUUCUUCAGAGAUAUCUUACAUUACAUUAUUAAACGAAUCGUGAAAUAAUUCUUUUUUUUAAAAAAAGAACUUCGUAAACUAUGAUAUUGGCUUAUCAAUAAAAGUUCCGUUUCACAUUUGUUGCUGCAACAUUUGUCUCGUGAUGAAUAGAACGUUGAUGAUGUCUGUCGUUUUCUUAAUUGCAUAUCGUACUUUUGAACAAAGAAUGUACAAUAUAUAUUUUUAUUAAUCAGCAUAGGAAUUUUUUAUACAAUCCAAUCCAAAUAGGUAUUUGACAAUCGUUGCAACUCUUCGUGUUUAACCAAUUAACCAAUCAAAAUCGAUUCACGAGUACAUAGAACAGAAUUAAUUAAUUUACAUCGAAUUUUUCUAAUUACAUGGUUUUAAUUUUAACUCGAAAAACGAUGUCACUUUCAAAAAAAGAAAAAAUAAACCUCUCUCUCUGCAUAUAGCAUUAUCAAUUUUAUUAGAUCAAUGCUUGAGUGUUUUAUAACUCCUUUUCAUUAAAAUCUCGAAUUACGAUCGUAAAUAACGUUGAAUGCCACGAAGAAAAGCGAUUCGUAGAAAUUGCAAUUUAUAACAAUCUUAUCCAGAGAACGAAGCGAGGUUGUAUAACGAAAUAUAUAUAUAUUCAUCGAGAUCAAUCCUUUACGAAACGAGUUGGAUUGUUGGAAAAGCGUCGGUAUGACUUUUCUUUUUCAAAGGAUUUUUUUUUCUCUUUUCCAACGAUUUAUGCCGUUUCUUCUUAAUAUCUCAACAUUGUUCCUCGUUCGUUAUCGCUGCACACGAUCUCAUUUCAUUCAUUUCUCGAUCGGAGAGAACUCGAUGCAAGAGAACACACGGUUCGUACUUCUAUAAUUCUGAAUCGUUUUGUUUCAUGGUCGACGUGCACACCGCCUUUGCCCCUUUCGUACUUAGACAAAUGGCUCGCUGUGAAAACUAAGAAAUUCAAGGGGAACGGAAGUGUUUAGCGUGAUAAUUAGGAUCGGGGAAACGGAAAUUCAAAGAGAUUUGAAUCGUUCGCACGUGGAUCACGUUUUAUGUAUUAUGUAAUGGAGUGAACUGUGUAGAUAGGAUUUUGCUCAUCGUUUUCGGCCCGCUUUCGAGUGUUUCACCCGCGAUGUGAAACGCAUUUCGAGUUACAAUGUAAUUGUGACAUCAUUAUGCUUCGCACAGUGUACUUUGUAAGGUAUAUAGUACUCGGUGGCUUCGUAAUUUUAUCGUUAAAGGAAAUUGGAAUUAGAUUUUGAAUUCGCAUCAAUCGCGUUUAUUAUAAUAGUUCGUACCUCUUCGUAUUGUUUAAUAACUCUUUCGAGACUAAUUAAGCAGCAAUUAUCAAACUUUUUAAUCAGUUAAUUUCAAUCCAAUAUCCCAUUAUCGUGUACAAUUUAAUAAUUUAUUUUAUUAAAUUGAGAAACAGAAAAUUUCCACGAGAGUCUAAUCAAGAGUAUCAUAGUUCCGUAAAUAAAAUUCAAUUAACUCUCAAGUUCUUUACCUCACAGAAAAAUCUGUCAUUUUCACGUUAUAAAACAGGAAAAUUAUAUAAGAAAAAAGGAAAAAAAAAGUGGCAGAACAACUUUUUGCCUCGAUAAAAUCCCGUGAAAAUUGAAAUUCGUAAGAACCACCUCUCUUCCUCCCCUCUCUCCCCCAAGCUCGAACCAAUUUUGCUGUAUGCAAUUCAAAACUACGUUAUUCCCUUUUUUUAUCCCGGGAAUUACGCGAUGAAAUCUAUUUUCCACCGACUCGGGCAAUGCUUAACCAGGGGGAUGGGGAUGGGAUGGGGGGAGAGAAGAAGUCGUGUCUUUUUUUUUUUCCUUUUUCUUUUUUAUAUCACAAGCACAAGAUGAUUCGAUCCAGCUCUCGAGAAGUAAUCCCGGACUCAUUUGACACACAACAGCGUUAUCAAGCGCGCAAAGAAGGACCAUCCGUAGUAAAUUAAUCGUCGGCCCUCCUCAGCCGGCGUUCCUCAUCUGUGGCUGUGCUCACGAUAGUGUUUCUGCUUCUCAGAUGUUAUCACCGCUCGUCUUGAUAUACUAUAGAUAGUCACUCUCGACGCUUUCGACGAGAAUAAAACCGCGUUAUCUCGUGUUGCUUCCAGUGAUGCUCAUUAGCGAGCAAAGUUUCGAUCCGCCCUCUAAUUUAACACGUAGGGGAUCACCACGAUUAGCCGUUAUUCGUAUACGUUGCGUGCCUCUUGGUUUAUGGGACCAAAUGUCGUCCCCUCCCCUCCCUCCCUCCCCCGUGACACAUAUUCUCAUAGAGAAAUUGCAAAUUGUACGUAUACAAUUGGUAGCAAAAGUACCAUUCGGCCACUUCUGACCAUUUUGCAUUCGUUUUCUUUCACUUUAUCUAUUUUCACGAUAUUAGGAUUUUCAAUAGGAUAUUUCGAAUUUGAAUAUUCGGACAUAUUUCCAAUAAUUUAGAUUUGUAACAGAAGUUGUGACAUGCUAUACAUUGUCGUUUCACAUUUAACUGGUUUUAUCUUCUUUUUAUUUCUUUAAAUCUAAAUUCUACAAUGAAUCGAGUAAGAAGUGUGUGAGAAAAGUUUUAUAGUUCGAGGAAUCAUGAGAGAAAGCUCGAAUAGUAUUAAUCAAAUAUAAGAAAUAUUUAUAAUAAGAAUAGAUAUCGAAUUACUUCCUUCUUGAUCGAUGCACAAUUUUAAGAUGUUGUAACAAGUAUUCAAUGUGAUCAAUUAUUUUCGUGUACCAACUUGUGGCUGACCUUACGUCUAAAAUAGUUUCGUCCAUCAAACCAUUCACCAAUCAGAAAUAUCAUUUUGUCGAGACGUGGUUUAAUGUUGCAUUCUCAGAGAAUGUUCAAAGAAGUUUACUUUCGUUGAACUUGACAUCAGACAGACAAGCGUUAAAACUGACUAUCGAAUGAUGCAAGAAGCCAGAUACAUAGAGAUACAUGUUAUUAAGAUUAUAUUAUAUUUGAUUUUCAAGUUUCGACAUGUGAAAACCAACAAAUUGAUUUUUGAGAAAAAUCAAAAUUCGACAAGUCAAAAUUUUAUUAUAAUGUUGCACCUGUACGAUUAAAUUUUCUUCUGUUAAGUUAUAUCUGUCAAGUGUGAACUAGGAUUCGUGUUUUUCAAAGAAGCUAUCUUCUCGUAUAUAAUGUGAUCUGAUAAUUGAUUAAUUUUUUCAUAUAACAUACUUAAGUUUGCGAAUAUUUUGAAGAUUAAAAUUAAUAAUUUUUUUUGAGAAAUUGUUUGGAAGAUAGAUGCGUGUAGAAAGAUUGUUAGGCUGAUAUUGAUAUGGAUAUAUAAAAUUUUCCACGAUGAUAUAUAUAUAUAUAUGACAUAAAGAAUAACAAUGAGUAAAAUAAAUAUGAGAUGAUUGAUGUCGCAGUACAAGAUUGUCGUUUUGAAUGAGAUGAUAUAAGAUUAUUGUGCUGAGUCCCAACACAGCUUUAGCUCUGUCUGAUGUGUGAUCUAGAGUUUAGAAAUUGAACUACGUAAAAUUUUGAAGUUUUAUUGCUAUAAGCUUGUUGGAAAUGUAGAUUAAUUAUAAUAAUUGGUUUUUCGAAUUUUCUUGGGAGAAUAAUUUUAUCUAUUUAAUUCGUAUCGUGUUUUAGACUUAAAAAGAAAUUUUAAUGUUUUAUACAAAAAAAUUAUUAAUCAACGAUGAUAAGGUAUUGAAAUCAAAUUUGUAUUUUUAUGUCUUUCUCUUUCUGUUUCUAUUGUUUCUUUUUUCUCUACAAAGAAAACUAUUUUGGAGAAGUGAAAUAGUCAUUUCAAAAAUUUUAUAUUCAUCAUCGUAAUUAUAGAAUGUAUCAGCAUGUACAAUCUCAAACAUUUUAUCCUUAAAAUGUACAUAUAUUUAUAUGAUUUGAUCAGAAGUGUGUAUAAUAUGUAUAUUUCAAUAUUUCAAUAUUUGUAAGUAACAAUUUGAACCCUCAACUGGAAACGAUAUUUAUUAUAUAUUUGCGAUAUAAUAUCAAUCAUAUAUCCAAUGAAACUUUAUUAAUGACGCAGAUAAGUUAUCCGUUCAAUCGUUUACAUUACUUUUCAAGAUCCAUUACGAUGAACAGAGCUCUCAAUGUUUGCAUAAAUUUCCUAGGAAUCACAAUUUUAAAUACAACAAAUGUUUCGAAUAAAGGAAACAUGGAAACGUCGCUUCUUCAAUUCUUCCCUUCCAGAAGAACGAAUUUACAGAAGACAAUUUACCAAAGUACCAAUUAGUUGAGGGUUGAUCGAUUAGUAAAAUAAUAUUUGCCAAACUGAAUGACAAGGGGAUGAUCUCGCUUUCGAUUCUCGCUCUAGAUAGGUGUAAAUAUUUUUCUACCUGCAUCGAGAUUAAACGAACUAGCACGUCACUAGCUUUUAUGAGUUUUAUCGUGUACACGUGUGCUGCUUUUGUCGGUGACACGCGACUGAUAACACAAGUUUGUGAGGGGUAACGAUUUUCGAUCGCGCGUGACGAUAAGAUAUUACUCAUCCAUAAGAAACGAGGCGAAUUGAUUGCGAAUAUUAGACGCAAUUGUGACGUGUUCCCCAUCUGUCGAACACUCCAUUGACGUAUAGCGUAAUUUUAGUAUGGUGAUGCAACUUGAAUAGCGAGAACAGUCCCUUCUCAUCGAAAAUGAAGCCGAUUUCUUCGAUAAUUCUAUCGGUUGGAGAGAGGAUAUUUAUCUCUCUCUUUUUCUCUGAUUUCUCUCUCUUUUUCACGUCUCUAGCUUCUUCGAUCCUGAAAUUCUUCGAAGGAAGGAGAAAUUGACGCAGUUUAAGAGUUUUCUCGUCGAAUCAUUUCGCGAAUUUUUCUCGAUUCCUGGUCGAAAUCUUGAGCACGAAAAAAUAUCGUUCGAAUUUUCCUUUGAGAUUCAUUCAACAUCUCAGGAUCAACAUAUCGUGUUUAAAUAUUUGGAUAAAUUAAAAAAGGAUAAUAAUCGGUUAAAAUGGAUAUAUAAUCUAUUAUAUGCAUAUCGCACUCUUAUGCAGAAGUAGAAGAUACGAUUGGGAAAACGUGUUUUUCGAAUUGUCACUAUAUGAACGUUUAGGGAUCCCUAGGAUUAUAAAGUGAAAUUAAAGAAAAACUAGAUACUGUUUGAUGAGCAUCAUUCUUGAUUUCAUUUUUGAGAACGAAUAUGUUUAUGCAUUUAUGUAAGAAAUUUAAGAGUGUAUUAUACAUGUACAAAAUGCAUAUCUGUAAAAAGUGUUGCGAGUUUUUUUAAUUUGAAAAGAUUAUACGGAGUUAUUAUUCAAACCAAAAUGUUGCUUAUUUUUAAAAAAUCUCUGUGAAGAUUUAAGUACGAACGAGUCAUUUUUGUUUCAUUUUUGAAAAAUAAUCCGCUUUAUCCCUGAUUCUUUCGUAUAAAAUAUCCGGAGUGCAAUAUUUAAUAUGCGAGAAAAACAAAAUUUUUUUUAAAAUUUUUAUCAUCUUGAAAAUACGAAUUUGCAUAAGCAUAUACUAGUUGUAAUGUUCAAAUAAUAAUUUUUCGAAAACAUGUUGAUAUCUAAGUCGAGUCACUAACGAAUAUUAAUAAAAAUCUGAAAUAUUAUGAUCUUUUAUCAUAAAAUAUUAUAAAAUCUAGAAUUUUCUACUUUGAAGGUUCCUCGUUUUAGAAAAAAAUUGGAAACGAUCAGUUAAUCGAUUUCUUCGGAUAUUUUUUAUAUGCUUGAAUAUAAUAUAAUCGUACUUUUUUUUCGAUAUCCGAGUACUAUGAGACAGGGUUAUGUUCCAUAUACAAGUAUAUGAAAGCCUUUUGUACAUAGGCGAACUAGUUAGCCUUGAUGAAGUUCGUUGCUUUUCCGUACGCAAUGCCUCGACCUCUGAAGGCUACCUGCAUUCAUUAGGCGUUCAGCCGCAGAAUUUUUUUGUCGCCGCCAACAGGCGAAGCCGUUUUCACUGGCCUCGUUAAUCUUUCCUUCCAAAUGUGGAGACAAGAAAGGGCAACCCGUUCGUCAAUUGAUAUUUUCGUCGUUUCGCUCUUUGUUCCUCUCUGCCAGAUGCAAAGAUGGAAAUCCAUUGGAAUUUUAUCGUCGUUUGACGAUUGAAUUUAUUCGCGUUUAUUCUCUUAUUUAAUCAAUAAAAUAAAUUAUCUCGUUGUUCAGUCUUAUUUCUCUAUAAUUUUGUCCUCUUUCUACAAUCUUUCAAAUUUGAAAAAGCAACUGUAACUCAGUUUUCUCAUUGUUAUUCGUUAUAUACACGAAGAACAAAAUAAAAUAUGUUUUUCAAAGGAAUUCAUGUAUUAUGUUAUAAAAUAUAUACAUAAAAUUAUCAAUUAAAUUGACUAAUUUCAAAUUUGUUGUUCUUUGUUAUUAGCAGGCUUUUAUAUCUUAAUUCUAAUCGUUCGUGUAAUAUAUUUAAGUAUAUUACAGGUAGUUCUAAUGCUAAAAGGGAUUAUCAUUAUUAUCUUUCAGAUUGAUUGAAGAAAUAAGAUAGUCUAAUGUCUCAAAUUAUGUGCUUUAAUUCGAGCAAUAGCUCUAUUCGUUAGUUCUAAUCCUAUGCAUUCUAUGUCGUGUCUGGUCCCCAGAUGCGAUACUCGCUAUCGAACAAUUAUUGCAAUUUCUGCCGGCAGCUUUAGAUAUUGGUUCUUUUGCGUUUUAGUCUCAAUCGAUCCAUCGACACUUUGCAUAGAGUGCUCCAGCAGUUUCUCAUCUAACGAUAAAUCAAUUAGAGGAGAACAUCAGACGCAGAACAUUAAGCGAGCAAUUUUCCAGUUCAUCAUUGUGUCACCUCUCGAACGUCUCAUCGAGACGUCCAGAUCAUCCUUUCCAUUUUCUUCCUCAUUUAAUAUUCCUCUCCAUUGAAAUAGCAAUUCGUUAACCUCUUGACUUUCAAAUCUUUUUUUUCUCUUGAUCUUUCGUUGAAAAUAUAUUUCGAUGAAAAAUUUUGUUUGCAACAAUUCAUAGUGAAAAUAAAAUAAACGUUAUAUAAUUAUUCCAUAAGUUAAAUAUUUUUAUUGAUAUUGAACAGAUUGUGGAUUUUUGUACAUAUUUCUCAUAUUAUAUAUAUUUUUCUUCUUAACGUUAAUUUUAUUUGCAUUUGUAAUAAUUAUAAACGAAUUUAAUCAAUAUAUUCUUAAUAUAACUUCUUUUUGUAGAAAAUUUUUUCAAAUAAACAAUAUAAUAAUUUGUCAGACAAACAUGAGAAAUUUUUUUGUACAAUAUCAUAGCACAAAUUUUAUACAAAUAAAUUUAUACAUAAUAAAAUUACUAAUAUCUCGCAAAUAUUAUAUUUUCAAUAACACGAUAUUUUUUCUAUAUUGUAUAUUAAUUGAAUAUCCAAAUUUAUUUUAGCUUCACUAAAAAUCUGCAAUCUAGAAAUAUCGUAAUUUUCAAAUCCAUAGAAAUUACAAUGACGAAAAUAAUUAAUUAAUACCAUGUCUCUUUAUUCUUAACGAAGCAUUAUAAUUAAGGGGUUAAAAUGUGUCCAAGGAUAAUCCUGCAUAUAUACAUCCGUCGUUCAAUGUGAAAAAUGACUCAAGUUUUCGACGGUUCAAUGAUUCGAGCAAUGAAUUUCGUUACACGAGCUUUCUCAGAUAUAAAAUGAUGGAAGAUUGUUCGAUUGGAAACUUUAUAACAGGUUAACGAACGAAAUUAUGAAUGUCUGGUAAUCAUAUUCCCGCACAUGGCUGUUAGUUCGAUGUACUUAAACGUUUCGAGGACAUGUUGCUCAAUGCAAAUGAAAAUGAUUCAUCGAGACCCAUCUCGAAAGCUGUACUUCACACCAUGGCGCAUGUAUUUAUGAUUCAUAUUGAAAUUCGUACUACGAAUUCGUUCGUGCAAUUUUCUGUUUCAACAGAAUAUUUUUCGUUGAUUCAUGUGUCAACGUUACAAUCAAUCUAAUUUUAAAAAGAAAAACGAUAAUUGUUUAUGUUAGGAUUCGAUUUAUAUUUUAAUUUCUCAAUUUGAUAUCAAUUCUAUGUAGAUUUUCCUCAGUUUGAUCAGUUUUUCUUUAGGCGUUGGGAGAAAUCUGAUGGAGAUCUCGUUUAUGAGGUCAAGGUGUUUUAAUUUAGGAGAAGGACUUUGAUUAAUCCCGAGAUGCUCGAUUUUCUUUGUACAUUUUUUUUUGCAUCCAAUUUUGGCGUUUAUAAUUAAUGCACGCAUUAUGUAAAAUGAUUAUUAUUUUUAGAUCAAACGAGACAAAAAAAUUCAGAAUAAUUAAUAAUUAAGAUAAUAAAAUUUUCUCUUUAAUCUUGAGACAAAGAUUGACUUAUUUUUAUAGCAUAAAUCUUAAAGCUUCUCGAUUGGUUAUAUUCAUGAAAGACUUCUAAGAAGUCCAAAUACAAAAAUGUUUUAUAUUAUAACAGAUUAUAUACUAUAAAUGUGGAUUUUUUAAUUUGAGCAAGAACUCUUUUGAAAAAUUUAUUUAUUAGAUCCUAAAUUUAAAGAUACAUCUAUCUUUGUAUCACAAUAAGAAAGAAUUGCUUGACUACAGUUCAUUGGAUAUACAUUAUAUUCAAUUUUCUUACUAAUUAAUUCUUUUUUUUUAAUUUUUAAAUUUAACAUUUCCCAAACGAUUGAAAACCUCGUAGAAAUGUAAUCUCGUUCCCAAGAAGAAUCUAUCGCUUAUAAUAUGAAUGUAAUUUCAAGGCUGUCGAAUCACUUGAUUUUUCAUCUGGAUUUUCCUCAGAUCUUUAUUUGAAAAGGAAACGAUGAUCUUGAUAGAUGCUUUCGGUUUAAUAACGCGUAAUAUUUCUCAAUAGAUGAAUUCAUUUUUCUUCAUCUCGACGUUCUCAUUCUUACUUAGCUUUAGGGAGUUCUUACAUUAACAUAUUUUAAUUUUAUCGAGUACUAUUAUACGAGUUAUUCAAUAGUACUCACUUUAGAGCUUGCCUAUUAAUUCUGGAAAACGUAGUUUCUUUCCAAAGAAUAUCACGUGUUCGAAUCCAUUAUUCUCUCGUAUCUAUUUUUCUUUCCUCUCUUCAAUCAAAUUUUUAGAAAUCUUCUUCAGAUAAACAUCCGUACGUGGUUCUGAAUAAAGAGACGAUAAAGCGGGUACUAUUGUAAUUGUAAUCAUACAUUAUGUAAAAAGAUACAAAAAUUCAUAGAAUGUAAUUAUAAUCUUUACCUUUGGUAUCAGUGGCAUAUGAGCUGUUGUUUGUAACAAAAAUCUCAUUAUCAGUGAGUGGAGAAUCUCAGGUGUCAGGGCAGGGACGAAACAGUCCUUCCAUCGCGUACACAUCCAAUUUACUUUUUUAUGCUCUUGUACAUGUAAUACACAUAUACAUAUAUAUGAAUAUAAUUCAUUAAAUAAGCGUACGUAACACUAAAAUGAAAAAAGAUUUUUGUUAUAUUGCUCCUAUUUCUAGUCUUGAUGGGAUAUUAAGGAUUGAAGCGAACCUUGUGAACCUCGAAUAGAUGUAAUGCGUAUUUAAAUAGGAAAUUAUGUAUAAUACCUCGGGGAGGAUUACACCGUCCAAGAUCUUUCGAACUGUGAAAAAGUUAAUUACCAACAGACGGUAAAAAGAAAUCUUUGAAUUAAUUAGAAAUAAUAAUAUUUCUAAUUAUAUUACAAAUUAUUUUCAGAGAAAUAGUUUGUAAUAUAAUUAUUUUAUUUUGAGGAAUAAUGAUUAUAACUUGAAACAGGACCUCGAUUAACCGAUUUAAUCGAGCAUUUCCAGAUAAUCGAGAUCUAGGGAAAAGUUAUUAGAUCAUUCUGAAAGUUUUCGUAGUUAUUUAACUAUUUUCAUUAGAAAUUAAUAUUUUUAUUUGAAAUAGUUUUUUAUUAUUAUAUUAUAAUAAUUGGUUAAUCAAUCAAAGAAAUAUAGGAAUGAAUAAAAAAUAUAUUUAAAAUAUAUUUAAAAAAUAUAUUUAAUAAUAUAAUGAUAAUAUAUAAUAAUAUGUGCAAAUACAAUAAAAAUUAUGGAAACUUUCAGAAUGAUAUUAAAAAUAUUAAAGUGCAUUCUUAUUCAUAAUCAUGUUUAGAUAUAUUUGUUCGCAUUUUUUUUAAUUUGUGAUAGUGUUUGUUUUAUUGAUCGUUUUUCGUUAUACUUAUGAAAAAAAAUUUUCGACAUAUGAGAUUCUUGAUAAUCGAUCUGAUCGUAAAUAAUUGAUUGAUCGAGGUUCUAUUAAUAAUUAAUUAUUAUUAUCAUCAAUGCAAUUGAAAUUUCACGAUUUUAAAUUUGUUUAAAAAAAUUUUACGAGAAUUUCCAAAAUACUACUUUUGAAAGUUACUCUAUAACCAACUGUAACCAAGAGAGAAAUAUUAUUUAUUCCACGAGAACUUGAUCACGCACCAAAUUUAUAUCUCUUCGAGGUAUUUAUUCGUGAUAACGAGAUAAUUAGGUACGAGUGAAGGUAUAUAUUUGUCGAGUGUCAUAGACAAUCGAAUUUUAAAGAUCGAUGCGAGCGAUGAUAACUACACUAGUGCCCUCUUUAGCAUCCAGAUUUUUUGGCGCCAAUUUUAAAUAUAAAUAAAAUAGAACGUCGAUAUCUGAGUAACUGAUUUACACGAAUCCUCGCGUCGAGUAUCUUAUAUUAAAAUUCUUUUUCUUUCCUCUCAUUUUCGAAUCGAAUUUUCGAAUCACAAGCCAUUCAAAUCCCGAUUCUGAACUGUGAGGGUUAAAGUGGACACUACUGUAUAUCGUGCGUGUUUUGCCGGUCAAAGUAACGAGUCUUUAUUAGAAAAUAAUCAUAUAUGUGUAAGAAUGAAGUGCGUGUGCAGAAUGGAAGAUUCAUGACGGAUAGCUUCUGCCACUGUUCGUAAUCAUUUGUUAUAUCUAGUUAUUUCUCGCCAUCGAUAACGUGCACCGGAUUCACUUCUCGAUCGUUAACAAACACGAUGACGUAACCAGAAGAUAAAGUCUCUUUAGUAAUUUCUGUGUUAUCCAACACGAUGAGAAGUUUUAUAGAACGGCAGUUAGAUUAUGUAGAUGGCUGUUGAAAAGAUAUCCUUUCAAGAAUAGUUAGCCACUCGAUUAAUCUAUCUUUGCUUUUACCGAUUCAACCUCUUCGCUACGGUUCCUUCGAAACUGAAAGCAAUUUUGUUGAACAGUUUGACGCAGAUCUUGUUAAUACAGGAGAAAUAUGUGCACGAAUAUUCAACCCUUUUAAUGGUAAAUAAUUUUAACAUCGAUCUCUCUUGAACUUUAUUUUAUAUCUGAUUCUAAAUUAUACAUAUAUUUUAUGAAUAUUAAAUUAUUUAUUGAAUUUAAAUUUGUAAAAUUCAUACAGGUUAUUUUAAAUUGAUCACACCAUUAAAUGGGUCGUAUGUGUAUUCUGUAUAUUCGAAUAUGACUGGACAUAAAAAAGAACCGUAAAUGUCAUAAUAAAUUGUAUCGCGUAGAUUUCCAUCUUCCAUGAUAUAACACACAAUUUUUUCUUCGUCCGUAAUAAGAUUUUAAUCUGAUAAUGUACAAAGCAAAUUUUGAUAUAUUUUGUUAAUAAAUUUUUAAGAAUUUUAAUACAUCCAAUUUUCUUUAUGUCCAGUCUUCCAUCGUUAUUCGUAAUAUAACACACGUAAAUACGGGAAUGAUAAAAUUUUUGCUAAAAAAAAAGAGACAAUUUUAAACAACUAAUUUUACAAGUUUUCAAAAAUAACAGGGAUAGAAGAAUAAUCGUAAAUAUUUUUGAAAGGAUAUCUCUUUUACACAAAAAUAUCUCGGCCGUUUAAAAUCUCGCGUUAUCAAAAGUUCGAGGGAUCGUCGUUCUUCGAGAAUUUCAGGGUCGCGUCCUCGAAUCCUGCGAACGUUCGAUUAUACAGCCCUCGUUAAUUAACUGUUUCCCGUGAAAAUUAAUUGGAAACGUUCGACGAAAAUUAAUUAGCUCGGAUCGGUUAUCUGGAACAUCAUCUGAUUGUAUCGUUGUACACGUAUCGAGCGUUUUACUCGCUUGCACACUGGACCCUUUCCGACUUAAAUAUAUACGUUUCGUCAUCGGGAUACAUGCAUGCACACGGGGGCAUACACAUAUGCGGUAGUUGGAAAGAAUAAUCCAGAAAGAAUUGGAAAACUCGAAGCGUUCAACAGGGAGUUGUGUACAAGUAGGCUUAUGCUGCGAUGCGAUGAAAUAUCAGGUCGUUGGCAUGUCAAGGAUUUUUCUUUCACUACUUCACUGUUCGAUGGAGGAUGCGUGUUUAUCGUAAACGACACGAAAAUUCACUCUCUUUGUCUCGUUCGUGGUUUCUGCUAUCUUUCGAGAUUGGUUAAAACGGGAGGAACACAUGGAAAAGUAAGAAAGAAGCGGAAAUGCAAGAGAGCAAGAGAGGGAAAAGCGAGCCAUGUAGCCUUAAGCCAUGUGUCCUCGCUGAACCAACAACGAGAAACUUUUUGGUGCCUGCUAACACGUUUUUCGAGACACGUUUUUUUUUUUUGCGCACACUAAAACAAUAUAAUUGGAGAAAGUUUUAUUUUAGUUUUGAAGGUCGCAGUAAUGAUCAGAAGUUUUAGAAUCGUUUUUUUACCUUUACCCUUACGUCGAAUCUUAUUCUAAUUUCGAAAAAAAAGAUCCUAUUGAUUCCAAACUUUUGAUCAGCAAUAUACAUAUGUUCGCUUCUACCAAGAAAUAUGUUGAAAAGUAACGAUUUCUCGUUGCUGACGCGGAUUUCCUUUGAUAUUUUAUCGCAAGGCGAAGCAACUUGCAAUAAAAUCGUACGAUAAAAUAUCAGCAAAAAAUUUCCCCCUUCCGUUCCCCCUCCCCGUCAUCGUUGAUUCAUCGAGGACACUGGCUGGAAAUCAACAAUGUAGUAGUAAACGAAAUCGCGAAAUCCGUUGAAACCGCGACACCAGAUAGCCACGCUUGUAUUGAUUUUUCCGUUAGUCACGGAACGUACGUGUAUAAGAGAGAGUGUCGUUCACCCGCCUCGUCCAGAGGAAAUCCAGAGAAAUUCAACGUUAUCGACACGUUAUCGAUAAUUUCGAUAAAUUCGAAUUUAUUACGUUUUAUCGUAACAAUUUUCCUAGAGAAAGGCGAUUCGCCGCCGUACUAUUAUUAGUUUCCUUGUGUAUCGAUUUAUCAUACACGCCGAUCCGAGGGCGUGCGUGUAUACAUAAUAGAGGAAAUCGGUAAUUUCCCUUUGCGUCGAUUGUCGAAAUGGGAAAAUAGUGGAACAAACGAACGGCAGAGAGCACAAACGAGAAGGAAAACGAGAGGCGUGUCCGAUCGAUCGACGAUUUUCAACGCCCCACGUCCCGUCGAAAUACUUGGACGAUUGGCGAUUUCGACGCUGUCGCUUGAGAGAGGGAAUUUGCGAGCUCUUCCUUUUGUCACGAUCUCGAAACGCCGGCCGAGAUUGAACACGACAGUUUCGAGAUUAGCCUCCCGAGUUAGCCCCCUCCCCCCCUCCCUCCCCCGCAUUAGGGCUGCUAUUAGGGUAUUACGUAGGAUUAGACGGCGAUAGAUCGAGUUCCUGUCGAUGUCCGACCAGUGGAAAUUCAGCUCGAUAAUCACCGUGUAUAAUAACGGUGUCGAGUCUCGAGUCGAGAUUUCGAACGCCGAACGUUUUUCAAAUUUCCCGCCGAGAAGCUUUCCGCGCCUCGUGGUAAGCGAAAGACGUGUCGUUUCAUCGUUGAUUGGAGUUUGUAUCGACGACUCGUUUACCACGGAUGCACCAAUCAAAUCCUCCACGUACCUUUUCUUAUAAUAAUUAAGUAGGCUGAAAAAUAAUAAUUCGAUUCGCGGCCGAUUCGAAAUUAACAAUUCGCGUCGCGAUUCCUCCUCCUCCACGUGAUCGAUGAUUGUCGUGGCAAGAUUUUACCCGUAAUGCAUAAACGGAUAAAAUACGAAACGUGAGCGAUUGUUAUAUAUAUAUAUACAUAUAUAUAUAUACAUGCAUACGUAUAUUAUGCGUCGAGAGAAGCCACAAUUAUUAUUAUUAUUGUUAUAAGGAUAGAAAAAGAAAGAAGAUGAAUAAAUUAAUUUGUUCGUUGAUGAAUUGUUGCGCCAAAGUAUAAGUACGUACGAGUGAAGUAAUUUAUCUGUGUCGUGUGUAAUAAGGGAUACGAUAGAGAGAUCCUCUUGUGAAUAUAAAAAUAUGUUUGAAUUGAAAGGGGAUAAGAAAGAGAAGCGAGGAGGAAACGAGGAAGAAAGGAUGGGAGGGAGGGGAGAAGAAAGGGAAGGUGGGUCAAGGGGAAGAAAAUCGAUAUCAUCACUAUUUUGCAUCAGGAGUAUUGUAAAAAAAAAAAAAGAAACGAGGAAUACCUUUUCCUCGCCUUGUGAUCAUUUAUGUUUGUAAAUUGUAGCCAACUUACGAUUCCUAUAAAUACGAUGUAUGAUGUUAGAUACUUCGAGAAACGGACUUGUAUUAUUUUAUCUUAGCACUCAUUGAUGAAUAUAACUAAUCUCAUUUUUUGUAAAUAUUAAUUUAAAAAAAAAUAAAUCUUAUUGUGUAAAGAUUGUAUAAUUUAAA
Molecule: messenger RNA, 24335 nt
Organism: Apis cerana (Asiatic honeybee)
Lineage: Eukaryota; Metazoa; Arthropoda; Insecta; Hymenoptera; Apidae
Gene: Pka-C1
Product: Protein kinase, cAMP-dependent, catalytic subunit 1
Biological process (GO): protein phosphorylation
Cellular component (GO): cytosol; nucleus; cAMP-dependent protein kinase complex
Molecular function (GO): ATP binding; cAMP-dependent protein kinase activity
Source: RefSeq, a predicted model, not a curated record